AUGAGACUUGGAUGUGCUCUCUUCUCCUCUUCAGAUCAGUUUGUUCUGAUAGACAAAAGUGCCUACGACACAACCGGUACCGCCUACGACACCACCGGAACCACCUACGAUACCACAGGCUAUGGCACCACGGGCACCACGGGCACCACGGGCACCACGGGCUAUGGCACAACUGGCUACGACCUCACGGGCUAUGGCGGUACUACUGGCUAUGGCACAACGGGAUAUGGAACUACUGGAUAUGGUACAACUGGUUACGGCACGACGGGCUACGGCGACACCACAGGAACCACCUACGUCACCACCUAUGACACGGGCUACGGUGGUACUACCUACAGCCCCAGCACAGGAUCGUACGAUCAGCACCUUGACUACCGCACUGAUGGUGCUAACGGAACCACCUACGUCACCACCUAUGACACGGGCUACGGUGGUACUACCUACAGCCCCAGCACAGGAUCGUACGAUCAGCACCUUGACUACCGCACUGAUGGUGCUAACAGACACCACCGUGAGAGAGUGAGUCCUACGGGCACCUAUCGUCACCGCGACGUCGAUCGGAGGGAUGAUGGAACCACCCGUGUACAUCGGGAAUAUGAUAACCCCAACACGGGUACGAGCUACCACCGUGAUUAUGAGAGGUAG
Molecule: messenger RNA, 645 nt
Organism: Monascus purpureus
Lineage: Eukaryota; Fungi; Ascomycota; Eurotiomycetes; Eurotiales; Aspergillaceae
Source: the annotation of a GenBank genome assembly